UAACUAUGAAACCGGUAAGUAGAAGGGAGAAUGGAGUCAGACAGAAACAAUAUCAACUAGGAACAGAUAACCGGGAGCUGAAGUAGGGCGUAACCGUUACAUCCUGCUUUCCGAAAUUCCUCACCGAAGUUGUUCAAGUUCACACGCGUCACUCAUGUGAUCAAAUUUCGAACCAAGGCAACCUCCUGGCUCCUGCUAAGCAAAUAAAAUGAGUCUUAGAAAGAGCAAACUCGACUUACUUGUUCGCGUCCGGUAUUCAAAUCCACUCCCCGCGCCUCCAUGUCCACCAAAAUUAGUUGAUAUCCCCACAAAUCCUUUGCGCUAUGCGCAGCCAACUUUUAUCAACGUGGUCACCAACGACACACCUCUCCCGAUGAUCGUCGACGCCGAAUGCGGCAUGCCUUUAGAUCUUGGGCGAUGGGAAUAUCUUUGGGAAGAGAAUGGCAGCGAUGAUACACUGAAUCCUGACCCGGAUAACCUGCCUUCCCUUGACCCAAAGGACCGACUUCUUCUGGGUGAUCCCUCAACAUAUGCUACACCCUACACCAUACCCACAACAUCAGGGACAUCGACACCUCUCCCUCCACACGUACCCUGGCUCCGAAAGACGGAGUAUCUUAGCCGCGAAGGCGUACAACGCACUUCAUCAUCACACGAAUCGAAACAACUUCUGCAACCCAUUAAUGUCUCGCAUGAGGCACAGCUUCAAACCAUCGAAGCCGGUUUCACCGCUUCUACGUCCCUCGACCUUUCCGCACUUUCUCAUCCGAACAAGACUGGUGUCACCGCUAUCCAAUCAUACGACGUCCUCCCAGAUGCCGACAUCUGGGCGAACGCGUAUGAUUUAUUCCGCUUCAAUGAGCGCCCAGGCGAACGACCUAUAGACACGGAGGACCCACGGCUGGACUGUGCGAUUCUGCGUCCGAUGGAGAGCGAUGGUGACCACUUUUUAGCGUAUUACUUAACGAAGGAGGACGCCGAUGCCCUGGAAUUUAAGGAGGAGCGGUUCGCACUGAAGAGCGGUGAGGAGAAUAGUACAACGGCAUUCCACUUCGUACGCGACUAUGAGACCGUCAAAAUCGAACAAGAAGUGCCCAAUGAAUUUUUACUUGUCCUCGACAAUGGAGACGCAGGUGAGCGUGAGCCAGGCGCAUAUUACAAGAAUAUCGAACGCAAAAUGACACUCAAGAAGAAGCGGAUGAAUCAAAACGACACCUAUGCAGACAAAUGGCAAGUUGUGCACAUUUCGCACGUGGCUAUGAGUAGCGACGAACUCGAGGAGCGUAACGAGGCUCUCGCGGAGGUCGUAGAUCCACUAUACCUCUUUUCGCGCGACGCUGAGGGUGAGGUAGAUGCGGAUGGUGAAGUGGAUAUUGGGGGGAUAGAGAUAGGUGCAGAAGGAGAUACAGAAGGAGAUGGGGGAAUCAUGGCAGAAAUAUUUUAAUUUCGUACGUCAUCUCGGUCAUACAUCCAUCGCGUAGGACGCACUGCCCGCGCUGCACUCUGAUCGAUUAUACUUCUGCGUUGCUAAUGUACUGCACAGGCCCAUUUU
Suillus plorans is the source of this 1552-nucleotide messenger RNA. RefSeq names its product RNA polymerase II-associated. Gene Ontology annotation, biological process: transcription elongation by RNA polymerase II. The coding region runs from base 209 to 1444 and encodes 411 amino acids. Gene Ontology annotation, molecular function: RNA polymerase II complex binding; chromatin binding. The transcript has 5 exons. NCBI's taxonomy places the organism in Eukaryota, Fungi, Basidiomycota, Agaricomycetes, Boletales, Suillaceae. Gene Ontology annotation, cellular component: Cdc73/Paf1 complex. The record is from RefSeq and is a predicted model, not a curated record.